AUGUCGGCUAAGCAGUUAGGGGCUUUACUGGUGGAGUAUGUGAGGAGCCGCGGAGUUUACAUGUCCGGCGAAGAAUAUCAGAAUAUGCUCUUGAAGGACAUAUAUAAUCAGUUACGAGAGUUUGUGGUGUACAUGGAAAAGAAAGAGAACAUCAUUUUGUUUAGCGUUAAUUGUGAUGACCACGGCUGGUGGCAUGAAGGCGCAGGUAUUAGGCAAAUGAACACGCCAGGAAACAUACCUAUAUGUAGGCUUAUGGUAGGGGCUCUAUAUUUUAUGAACAACAACAAAUGGAAACGGCAACGUGGAGAAAGGGCGGACACUGCAGAUGACCGCCUAAAGGACUAUGUAGGGUGUGCAAUAGUAAACAUGUUUGAAGAAUUAUUGCUGGAGGCAUCCUGCGGAGCAAACUGGGGUAUAGAGCAGGCCUGGUAUAUAAUGAGAAAAAUAGAGGCAGCUAUUCCUGGUUUAAUUACGGACAAGAUUUGUAACCUGCAACAGGCUGAGAAUAUACAAAUUGGAAAAUGGUCCAUGAAAGACAAAAUAAAGAAGUGGUUGGACGCGAAUGAGAAGUUUAAAGCGAAAUUACAGGUGCAAAAAGUAGGAAAACAGUGCACGGGAAAUGCGAAGAGCACAUCAAAAGAUGAGCGCGCAUCGACAGCACUUAGUGAGGGGCACGCUAGCAAAAUUAAGCAAACAAAGAGUGCUGAGAAAAUUCUGUGGGGUAGAGUGAAGACUGUAGUUCGGGAAGCUAGAAAAGAGGUACGACACCAAAUAAAAGAAAUGCAUAAAAACAAAACGAGCCAACAUUAUGCCAACGUGACGAGAGGGGGGGAAUUUAUAGACAUAUCCGACCCGGAGGACGACGACGAUGAUGAGGACGAUGAGGAUGCACAAGAGGAGGACGUGAAUGGUAAGAAGAGUAAAGGCACAGAGUGCUACUAA
This is a messenger RNA of Plasmodium fragile, 942 nucleotides long. RefSeq lists its product as uncharacterized. The record is from RefSeq and is a predicted model, not a curated record. Lineage: Eukaryota; Apicomplexa; Aconoidasida; Haemosporida; Plasmodiidae. The transcript is spliced from 2 exons. The coding region runs from base 1 to 942 and encodes 313 amino acids.